Molecule: messenger RNA, 6274 nt
Organism: Stegostoma tigrinum
Lineage: Eukaryota; Metazoa; Chordata; Chondrichthyes; Orectolobiformes; Stegostomatidae
Product: zinc finger protein 271-like
Exons: 2
Coding region: 498-1529 (343 amino acids)
Biological process (GO): regulation of transcription by RNA polymerase II
Molecular function (GO): DNA-binding transcription factor activity; RNA polymerase II cis-regulatory region sequence-specific DNA binding
Source: RefSeq, a predicted model, not a curated record
GGUUCACUUCCUGUAGGGACUGAAAACCAAGUGAGGAGAUGAAGAAUUGGACCGUACCAGACCAGAAAUUACAGAGAGGAUAGACACUGCAGAUGGAUCCUGACCAUCACGCAAGGAACAAGUGAACAACUUUGGAAAGACAUUCAAUCCCUUUGCAGCUUGCUUACCACAGAGAAAGUUGGGUAGUGAAACCAUAAUCUGGAAAUCAGUCAGCUCAGGGGAGCUUAGAGAUAUCAUCAGAUCUGAAACUGGUCAGUGGUGUGGAGCCUUCCGUCAGAACCAACGUUUCUGAAGGUUCGGCUGUGGGUGAUUGGUCAGGGUGAGGCUGUGAAGAAGUGUGUUGAAUGCUUCAAUCAUCCAUCAAGCAUCAUGAACCACUGACUCAUUCCUGCAGACGAAAGGCUGUUCAAAUGUGUGACAAGGUCUCCCCAGGUUCAUAGCUUCUCCUAAUACACAAAGUCUAUCUGGUGUAGAGCUAUUUGCACAAGGGCACCUCCAUGGAAGGGAAGUCAUUCAAGUGUGAGGUGUGUGACAGAGCCUUCACACGGUUUUCGACGCUCAUGAAUCACCAGCGCAUUCACACAGGGGAGAAGCCAUUCCAGUGCGAAGUGUGCGACCAAGCAUUCACAUGGCCAACAAAUCUCACGCAGCACCGACGCAUUCACAGCGGGGAGAAGCCCUUUGAGUGUGAGGUGUGUGGUAAAACCUUCGCCCAGUCCUCAGCCCUGGCAGAUCACCGGCGCCUUCACACAGGGGAGAAACCAUUCAUGUGUGAGGUGUGUACAAAGUCAUUCUCACAGUUGUCAUCCCUCCGGGCACACCAGCGCCUUCACACAGGGGAGAAACCAUUCACCUGUGAGGUGUGUGACAAAUCCUUCUCGCACCCGUCUCACUUCCGCGUGCACCAGCGUGUUCACGCUGAGGACAAGCCGUUCAGUUGCGAGGUGUGUGACAGAAGCUUCACAAAUUCGUCCAUGCUCCUGAUGCACCAACGCGUUCACACAGGGGAGAAGCCCUUCAGGUGCAAUGUGUGUGACAAAGCGUUUAGCCACACCUCUGCUCUCCUGACACACAAACGGGUGCACACUGGCGAGAAACCGUUCAAGUGCGAGGUCUGCACCCAAGCCUUUGCGCACUCGUCAACGCUUGCGAACCACCGGCGCACCCACACCGGGGAGAGGCCGUUCGCAUGUGAGGUGUGCAACGAGUGCUUUGCCCAGUUAUCACGGCUCGUGAGUCACCGGCGCACCCACACGGGGGAGAAGCCGUUCACGUGCAAUGUGUGUGACAAGUCGUUUUCUCGGUCAUCCAUCCUGCGCGAACACGCACGCAUUCACACUGGAGAGAAGCCGUUCAAGUGUGAGGUGUGUGACAAAUUGUUCUCACACGCAUCUCACUUCCGUGUUCACCAACGCACUCAUACUGGGGAGAAACCAUUCACCUGCGAAGUGUGCAGCAAAUCUUUUUCGCGGUCUUCGACUCUCCGUGUGCACCAACGCAGACAUGCUGGAGAAACUGUUCAGGUGUGAGCUGUGUGACAAGGUUCUCACAUAGUCGGCAUUUCUCCUGGCUCAUCAAGGUGCUCAUACGCCGGAAAAACUUUGAGUUACGUAAUAAAGUCUCCACACAUUUUGGUGCUCCUAGAACAUCAAUGAACUCACACAGGAAACAAACCUCUCUAGUGAGACACGAUUCACCUCCUCCUCCUCUCUCACCAGACACUGAUAUCUCCACAUUGUCUUUGAGACGGUCACCUACUUGCAUUGCACUGAGAGCUGUCUGCGUUGUUCAUUCUCAAGUACUGUGUCUCUCAGCAGCGUCUGCCUCAAACCUCUCUCACCGUCAGUCCAACAGGUUCCAGCAGAUCAAUUUAACCUUUGCUCAGAUCAUCAAACCAUCACUAAAUGAAUACACCGAUACGUACAGGAUCUCCUGCAUGAAUGCCACUGUACCUUUGGAGGAAUUCAUCAGCCACAAGAAGUAGAUCAUUCAGGAGGAUGUGUGUUAGGAAUUUCUCACUCUGGACAAAAGGGAAUAUCUCAAUAGUUUUUGCAGCUUGAUUUAUCUUCUUGCCCUAAGACAGCUACAGCUGUCACACUCUUGAAGUCUGUGGAGUUACUUCUAUUCCCAAAUGCUUAGAAUGAGUUCAUGCAUUCCUGAUGUGAGCAAAGUUCCACCAACUUUGUAGCCGUCAGCUGGAAUUCUAUUGGGUUGCAGGUUCUGUUGUUUCUCAUCUGUUGAUGGCUUGUUGCAGCUCUCCCAUUGAUGGUGACUCACCCCUGGACUUUACCAGAAGGCACUGGGGAAUAGAUUGGAGGGUCUCAGUUGUCCCUGUGAAUUUAUGGUUGAGGAGUUGUUCAAAAUGUUCUCUCCAGCGUUCAUGAAUGUCAUUGUCCUCCUGAAGAGCAGAAACACCAUCCUGGGAAUCUUGCUGCAGCAAUGGAUUUAUAUUUUCCAGUUCACAAGAAGCAGAACAUUUCAGUCAGAAAGGAAAAAACUUACGUUUAUAUAUCUAUUUUCACAAUCUUAAUACAUCAAAAAGCACUCACACCCAACAAAAUGCUUUUGAAACUGUAAUUCCUGUUGUAAUUUCGGCAACAGCCUAUUUACAGCACACUCUCACACACAUUAAUGCAAUAAUUUCCAGAUAAUUCGUUUGAGGACAUUGAUCAAGGGAUUCAUGUCGUCCGAGAUGUCAGGGAUAACACCCCUGCUUUUGUAUCAUGGGAUUAUUUUUAUAUUCUCCUGAGAGAGCAGAUGGGGCUAUAGUUUAACCCUCCUGAAAGAUGGUAUUUUCUAACAGGGCAGCAUUCCCUCAGCAAUCUGUAAGAAUUUGGAGCUGAUUGAGAUUUUACAUUACUGGUAUCUGUAAUCAAUUUAACUUGUAUCCACGAUUUACAAUCGUGACAGUUCUCACUGAGCUAACCGAUCACAUGGAAUGAAGUGAUGGAGACUAUCAGGAAGAGUGCUGGAAAGUAGAAUUUAUUCUGAAAGGAUGGUAAUAUACACUCACAAAGGAAUUAACCCACAGUGACCACAGGUCCUCUGAGCUGACAACACAGCCAGUGUUUCUUCUUUCCCUCAUUUGAAGUGUCUUGGGUGAGUUGUCAUCCCAGAAAUGAUGAUAAUGAGCGUGCCCACAAUCUUGUGAAUGUUCAACAUUGAUCAUUAAUUCAGAGUGUCUCUGUGUCAUAUUUGGAUGUGGCUUGUGUUAACCAUUUUUGUUGGUUAAAAGUAAGAUGGUUGUCUUUAUCCCACACACGAGGACUCAGGGCUCAUAGCCACUAUCUGAAAACAGAUGUUCAUUGCUCCUUCUCAAUACUAUCUCCACAUGUUGCAUGAAUAAAUAUACGAAUGGCAUUCCCAGCAAUCCUGUUGCUUCUUUAUCACAAUAUCUGACCGUUUGGCUUCCUCGACUUGUUUUCACUCAUACGAUAGAAUGGAUCUCUCGUCCAGAAAGACAUGAAUACUGAGUGGGAAGCGGUGUCUCUCUCCGUAACAGAGGAAGAUGAGCAAAGAGGAUUCUCAAAAGACUGGCACUAUUGUUACAUUGAAAUGAUCAAUAUAUUUGAAGACCAUUCGACUUAAACAAUACAUGCUUUAUCAUUUGUCGCUAUGACUGGAGCCCAUAAGGAACAAGAAGAGUAGACUGCUCACUGAAGCAAAGAAUAUGGCAGAAGUACUAAAUUAGUUCUUUGUUUCUAUUAGAAGAUAGUGGCAACGGUCCAGUUGAAAAUGUGGGUGUUGAGCAACUUGAGCAGUAUAGUCAUAGAUGAAGAAGAGGUGCUAAAGAGGCCAGUUGAAGUCCAGACCUGGUUGGGAUGCAUCCGAAAUUGCUGAGAGAAAUGGGAGCAAAUUAUGAAGUCAUUGACAGAAAUAUUCCGGGCCUCUCCGAACACAGGAGUAGUCAUAGAGGAAUGGAGGAUUGCAAAUGUGACACCAUUCUUUCAGAAAAGGAGAAAGGAUAGCCCAGGAAACUACAGACCUAUCAACUUGAUGGGAAAACUGAAGAAGGCCAUAUAGAGUCAGACAGCAUAGAAAUAGACUCUUCAGUCUAACCAGUCCCUGCUGACCACACCCCCAAAAUAAAUUCAUCCCAUCCACCUGUGCUUGGCCCAUAUCCCUCUAAUCAUUUGUUAUGCAUGUACUUACUUGUAACUGUAUGCACAUCCACCACUUCCUGUGCAAGUUCAUUCCACUCUGUGUAAAAAAAAUUGCCCCUCAUGUCUUUAUUAACUCUGUCUCCUUUCAUUUUAAAAUAUUCCCCCUUGAUUUUGGGAAAAGCCUCCUGCCAUUCAACUUAUGUAUACCCCUCACGAUUUUAUAAACCUCCAUAAGGUCACCUCUUGACCUGUGUAAAAUAAACAGCCUAUCCAGUCUCACUUUAUGCCUUAAACCCUCCAUUCCCGCAACUUCCUGGUAAAUCUCCUCAUAAUCCUCUACAGCUUGAUACUAUCCUUCCGAUAACAGGGAGACCAGAACUGGACACAGUACUCCAGAAGAGGCUUCACCAACAUCCCAUUGAACCUCAAUACAGUUCCCAACUCCUGUUCUCAAAGGUUGGAGCAAUGUAGGCAAACACAAUAAAUGCCUUCUUAACUACUCUAUAUGUGAUGCAAACUUCAAAGAAUUACGUACCCGAACCCCAGGUUUCUGUUGCACAACACUACCCAAAAUACCCCAUUUUUGAUUGUAUAAGUCUUGCCUUUGUUGUUUUACCAAAAUGCAAUGCUCGCAUUUAUCCAAAUUAAAGUCCAUCUGCCACACUUCAGCCCAUUGACCCAAUUGAUCAAGAUGUCUUUGUAAUCUUAGAUAAUCUUCUUCACUGUGUACAACUGCUACCAAUAUAUCUAAUUAUAGCAAAUGGUAAAUAUACACUUCGAGAAAAAUAAGUUAAGAUUAGACUAGAUUCCCUACAGUGUGAAAACAGACCAUUCGGCCCUACAAGUCCACACCCCACCUUGAAGCAUCCUACCCAGACCCAUUCACCUAUAAUCCACACACCCCUGAACACUAUUUAGCACGGCCAAUCCACCUAAGCUGCACAUCUUUGGACUGUGGGAGGAAACUGGAGCACCCGGAGGAAACCCACGCAGACACGGGAAGAAUGUGGAAACUCCACACAGACAGUCGCCUGAGUCUGGAAUCGAACCCAGGUCCCUGGCGUGUGAGGCUGCAGUGCAAACCACUGACUCACCAUGCCAAAGUUUGGAAACAGAGGAUAGGAAUAGAUUAGCAUUUCUCAGAUGCGAGAUGAGUUGAAAGGGUGUUUAGCAGAGAUUCUUGCCAAAUCUGAAUCAUAUAAAUUAUUUGGAGAUGGGUGUUGAGGGCAACAUCUCUAAAUUUGCCGAUGAUACUAAGCAAUGGAGAAUAACGAGUUAUGAGGAAAUUACCAUGUGACUUCAGAGGAACAUUGACAGUUGGCCAAAUGGGCAAAUACCUGGCAGAUGAAUUUCAAUGCAGAGAAAUGUGAGGUAAUGCAUUUUAGUAAAAGAAACAUGAAGAGUCAAUAGAGGCACAAUAGAAUUUUGAGGGGAGUAUAGGAGCAGAGGGACCUCAGAGUUCACUUGCAUGAUCCUCUGAAGGUGGCUGGACAAUGUGAAACAGUUGUUCAGAAGGCUUAUACUACUUGGGUUAGUAAACAGGCAUAGAGUAUAAAAGCAAGGAAGUGAUGCUGCACCUUUACAAAUCAUUGGUCAGACCACCUCGACAGUAAGGUGCUCAGUUCUCUGCACCUUAUUUAAGAAAGGAUGUUAAAGCCCUGGAGAGAGUGUAAAGGAGAAUUACUAAAAUGACAUAAGGGAUGAGGGAUUUUAGGUACAAGGAAAAAUUAGACAAAUUGAGUUUAUUCUUUUUGGAGCAGAGAAGAUUAAGAGAUCACGUUAUCGAGCAAUUUUGACAGGGUGACGGAUAAUCUUUUUUCACCAGGAAAUAUGUCAGUAACUAGGGUGUUACAAUUGCAAGACUGUCAGUAAGAGGGCUAGGAAUGUGAUGAGAAGCUUGUUUACUCAGAGAGUUGUUUGAAAAAUUUGGAAAAUGCUGCCUGGAAGAGGAGCAAAGGCAGAUUCAAUAGGAACUUUCAAAAGAGAGCUGGAAAUAUAUUUGGAAGUCAUGAAUUUAAGAGGGCUGUGAAGGUAAAUCUGGAAAAUGGAUAGUUCUUUCAGGAUCCAGUAAGGAUGUAAUGGACUAGAUGGCCUCCUUUUGUCUAUGAUUCUGUAAUGAGAGAUUUCUUCUGCAUGUCAAACUUUUUAAUUAAAUCACCUGUAUUAUUGAC